AUGAUGCCUUUUGCUGCUGACAGCUCGAACGAGCAGAACAACAACGGCGAGCAAGGAGGAGAUCUCUCCGAGAAUGACGUUACUCAGAAAGAAGCCAUUAAAGUUUGUGUUCGGAUACGGCCAAUGAGCAAUAAAGAGAAGAAAAGAGGAGAUGAGUUCGCUUUGGAGUACGAUAAUGUUUCUGUCAAUGUAAAUUCAAAUGCCGCACACAAGCCUAAGGGCAAUAAUAGAGAUAAGGGUUUCACGUUUGAUCGGUGUUUUGGACCUGAUUCAACCCAAGAUGAAGUUUUUUCAGAGUCAGGAAUUUCAGAUCUGUUAAAGUAUGCAAUUGAUGGUUAUGCAUCUACAGUUUUUGCAUACGGUCAAACUGGGUGUGGAAAGACAUACACAAUUGUGGGUGAGGAUGAUGCACCGGGAAUUGUCCCUCGUUCAGCAAUCUAUAUUUUCGAUUAUUUGAAUCAAAUGAUGUCAAUACCUGAGGAAACUCACCAGAUUCGAGUUAGAAUGAGAGUAUCUUGCUUGGAAAUUUAUCAAGAACAAGUGAACGAUUUACUUAAUCUAAGAUCUGUAAAUUUACCAGUCCGAUGGAGCAAUAAGGACGGAUUUUUUGUUGAAAAUUUAUGUCUAGUUGAAGUUGAAAAUCUUGACGAGCUGAUGACAGUGUUUAACGAAGGUGUUUCGAACAGAAAGGUCUCGUCUCAUGAGCUGAAUAGAGAUUCCUCAAGAAGUCAUUCAAUUUUUUCAAUACAUUUUGAUAUUUCAUCCACAGAUCCAAUUGAUGGUUUCCAAAGUAAGAGAUAUGGAUCGAUUCGAUUUGUUGAUCUGGCAGGAAGUGAAAAACUUAAAAUAUCUAAAUCGAAAUCUGUGACAGAGACAUCCAGUAUUAACAAAUCACUAUUAACUCUAGGAAAAGUAAUUAGUUUAUUGAGCUCACCGAAAAAAGACAAUCCCUAUAUACCCUAUAGAGAUAGCAAAUUAACGAAGUUACUAAUGGACUCUUUAGGAGGAGAAAGUAAGACACUCAUGAUUGCAUGUUUAACACCUUCUGCAAAGUACGCAGAAGAAACGCUAAAAACACUCAUCUAUGCUUCAAGAGUCAAAAAAAUCAAGAACAUUCCCAUUUCAAAGAUGGACCCUAAAGAGAAGUAUAUUUUGAAACUAAAAGAAGAGAUUAAACUUCUACGAGAUGAAGUUGCACUUUACAAAGCGAAAGCACUCACAACAUCCCCAAAAACAGAAAAAAGUUUUAGACAAGAGAUCAAAUCGUCUGUAGUGGAAUUUCCUCUAGUGGAGAGGAAGAGGGUAUCAGCUAAAAACUUGGAUUCGCUAACCAACGAGCCCCUCUUUGAAAGUAAGCUACCUCCCAUCACUGGUGGUGACAAGAGAAACCUAAUUGCUAAGGUUGAGGAAGAUGUGCGAGGUCUGAAUGGCCUUUUGAAGAUUGUGGAGAGGAAUGAUGAGAACGAGGACGAAGAAAUCAAACGAGUUCAAAUUCACAACAGCAUUGAGAGUCUUAAAAGUUUAUUGGAAGAAGAACGACACAUGCAUUUGGAAAAAAUUCCUCAACUUAAAGCGAAAAUUAAAUUACUUACGGAAGACAACAAACGAUGGAAAAGAAUUGUUCGACAAAAUAUGGAUUUUGACGCAGAAGAUUAUGAAAAGCUUAAGAUUGAAAAUAAGUAUCUUAAACAAUAUAUAGCGUCAAAAGGUUUAGAUCCUUAUGAGGGAACCUCUUUGAAGCGAGACACAGAAGCUGCCAACAGAACAGAAUCUCUAAAUGACAAUCAGGAAACGCCUCCGCCUGUCGUUGAAGAUUUCGAGGAGCAUAAUGGACGUUCCUCCAGUCAGGGGUCUCAUUCUAACUCUGAAAGCCAUGACGACGAUAUUGAGUCAAUUGUAGAUGUUAUUUAA
Molecule: messenger RNA, 1911 nt
Organism: Naegleria fowleri
Lineage: Eukaryota; Heterolobosea; Eutetramitea; Acrasida; Naegleriidae
Exons: 5
Coding region: 1-1911 (636 amino acids)
Biological process (GO): microtubule-based movement; mitotic spindle organization
Molecular function (GO): microtubule motor activity; microtubule binding; ATP binding
Source: RefSeq, a predicted model, not a curated record